Spodoptera littoralis (African cotton leafworm) is the source of this 1792-nucleotide messenger RNA. The record is from the annotation of a GenBank genome assembly. NCBI's taxonomy places the organism in Eukaryota, Metazoa, Arthropoda, Insecta, Lepidoptera, Noctuidae.
AUGCGGGAUGUAGCCAAGAUUAAUAUGGCAGAUGAUGGAGUAACCAUACGGAAAGCUGUAAAUGAACAUACCCACGAGCCUCCUUCAUAUUAUAUUACAAAAUCUGGCUAUAAACUCAUACAAAGUCGUUACAAACACAAGUUGCUGAUGCUGAAUGGUUACACAUUUGCAUCAUCAUCGAGUAAACGCAAUUGGUACUGUUCUAAGAAGAAUACUGGAUGUAAAGCCAAGAUUCAUAUGGCUGAUGAUGGAGUAACCAUACGGGAAGCUGUGAAUGAACAUCAUCACAAGCCUCCUUCAUAUUAUAUCACAAAAUCUGGCUACACGCUAAUACCAGGUCCUUUCAAACACAAGUUGCUGAUGAUAGACGGCUUCACAUUUGCGCAAAUGGGUAACCGGUACUGGUAUUGUUCCAAGAGGAAAUUUGGGUGCAAAGCACGGGUCAAAAUGGCUGAAGAUGGACGGACGAUAUCGGAAGCGAUAAUUGAACAUGCUCACGAGCGUCCUACGUAUCAUGUCACGAAAUCGGGUGAAUUCAUCUUUUUCAAAAGUUAAACAUGUUGGAACAAGGAGCCAGUACAAAGGUCAUAAUUCGACCACUUGAGGAAAACACUUGGGAUUCUUGCCUCACUAGAACUACUCUCGCCGGAUGAGGCAUAAGUUUUGUAGCGAAUAUUCAAUAUUUGUUUUCUAAGAUUUAAGUCUGUCGUGAAUAUUAAAUAGUUUUGUGGAAUAGAGAUCUAUGUAAUAAUGUAUUUAUUUAUUUAUUCCACACAUAUUACAUUCCACAUGUUUAUUGAAAAUUCCCUAAAAUUACAUUUAAAUAAUACUUCCGAAAAAUAUAUAUAAUAUUUAAAAAUAUGAAAAAGGACCCGACCAGUAGCGAGAUCAUGGUCCAAGUUACCGGUGGUUAAAGCUCCAUCAUCAGAAACCUGACGAUACGUGCCGUUUCAAGGAGAACUACUUAUAUUAUAUUUAUUACAUUUAUCAUUACAGACUAAAAUACUGAAUAUCUAACUGAUUUAUUUUUUCUUAUAACAGAUAUAACCAACUGAGUAUGUUUAUAGUUCUCUUAUAAUUCUGUACAUGUGUUCAUACGAUUAUAGGAUUUGGAUAAGGCCGAACCAAUUUCGAUGAAACACAGCUACAUGGUAUAGCAUAUAGCUAGGCUGGCUAUAUAGUUCCAACUCCUUCGGUAUUGCAGAGUGCCAGCUCAUCACAAUGUCUUCUGGCAAACAACUGGUGUACUACAACGGUUACACGUUCUCGUUCCGGAAUCCAUCACGAAGGCACGCUUAUUGCUCCAAGUAUAUUUUGAAGAAGUGUCCAGCCCGGCUUAAGUUACAUCCUGAUGGCACUCUGCGCACUGCCACAAACACGAUGGAACAUAAUCACCCGCCUCCCAAGUUGUAUAAAAAUUAUGACGGCAAGUUUUUUACUGUAGUAUAAAACUUGAAUAACUGCAAAUGCCACGUCCUAAGGCCUUAGUACGAAUUUGUUUUACGUUGAAAGUAAUAGAUACGAGUACGCUUUCGGCGCUGUGAUUGGCCGGCUCCAAUGAACCAACCAAUCAGAGCGGACGAGGUUUCGUUUCGAUUACUUUAAAUGAAAAAGAAAAUUCGUACUAAGGCCUCUGUUCAUAAUUGGGUAUUUGCCUAACUAACUAGUCAAAUACAAUACUUUUUUCGAACUGUCAAGAACGACAGUUUUCUAUGAAUUUUGUACGAGAUCGUGUAUUGUGACGUCACGUUUUCUUAGCGUCAAACAGAUUACUUAUUUCUUAAAAAUUUGC